Physella acuta is the source of this 2066-nucleotide messenger RNA. RefSeq names its product axotactin-like. Lineage: Eukaryota; Metazoa; Mollusca; Gastropoda; Physidae. The record is from RefSeq and is a predicted model, not a curated record.
GUUAUUUUUAAUUUGCAAUAGCAGGUUCAAGGGAGAGAAGUAUUUGUAUAGUCAAACAUUGCAUGCAUGGCCGAGUCUGAUGAAAUUCAUGAAAUAUUCGUGAGAUUGGAUUACACAACGGAGUCUAAAUUCUGCCUUCUAAAUGUGGAAAUAGCACAGCUCAAAAGAAAUAUUAAUAUUACGGGUGUUUGUGUUUGUGAAUAGCCUCCCUUGGAGUGGAUGACUUCCCCUGCAUGGAUUGUGUAACGUGAAGCAAGAGAAUUAAUUCACUGUGUUCACACAUUGGACACCGGAUGUUUUGAUUUUAUCCCUACAAAUUCGACACUUGUUGUUAAAGGAUUUACAUUCUCUGUUGUUUUCUUUGGAUUUACAGUUAGACAAUGGCGUGAUACAAAAUGACCACACCUGCAGGCCGAGAACUGACCCUGACGGCCAGGCUGGGUGCUCUGAUCCUGGUCGUGGGCGCGCUGCUGAGUCUGACGGAGGCCGUGGCGACCGUGGAGCAAACGUGGACCUUCAACAAACCCGGCGUGUCGUCACUGGCGUUCCUCCCCAUCCUGUCAGACACCAGGAGUCUACAUUUUACAUUCCAGUUCAAAACCAACCAGGCCAACGGCAUUUUGUUUCAACAUGUUAUACUGGACGCUGAGAACAAGGCGAUACCCUUGUUGUCGGAUUACCAGCUGUUUGCCGAGCUGAGGCUAGGGAGGCUGAAUGUCAGCUUCGCUAUCACCACAUACCAGGAUGACAUUGUCAUCGGGAAAGCUCUGGAUGACGACAAAUGGCACGUGGUCAACAUCGAGGUUGACCCCAAGAAGACCAAGCUGACCGUCUCUGUAGACCGGGAGAGCCAGAACGAGAUCCUCAACGGCUACUACUGGAUGGACACGCGGGAACUGUUGGUCUGGCGGGAACUGAAGUCUGUCGUCUACAUUGGAGACUUCAAGCCCCGCAAAAACAUCAAGUACCAGAGCUACAUCGGCUGCCUGGGGGAGAUCGGCUACACCCUGCCCAGCGGCACCAUCACCAGCCCCACCUUCAACAGCACCAGCGGCGUCGUGGGCGGGUGUGUCGACCUGUGCCAGGGGGACCGGUCCUGCAACCUGGGCCGGUGCAUCAACCGGUACACGGGCAUCACGUGCGAUUGUUACGGCACGGACCACGAGGGACAGUUCUGUAACAUUGAAGGCUCCAAAACAAUGACCUUCCGAGGGUAUGAAUGGGUGGCUUAUCAGCGCUUCGAGGAGAAGAGGUUCACCAAGAACACUCGGAUUUCACUGGAGUUCAAGACGGGGCGAGGAGCAGGCGUGUUGCUGUACGCAGUGGGCGCCAGUCCCUACCACAACCACAUCACCAUCUCCAUCUACAACGGCGCUAUCCACGCCUCCAUCUCCUUCGAAAAAGACGAUCUGACAUUCUCUGAAGGGAUUGGUCUGGACGACAAAGGGUGGCAUAACCUGACCAUCGACCACCGCGAGAGUGUGGUCAGUUUUUACCUGGACGGUAAGGCCACGGAGAAGAGGAUAGCCCACGGGUAUUAUCUGAACCUGGACCCGUUCAUUUACAUCGGCGGGGGUGACAACUUCGUCCAGACCAAAGGUCUCCCAGUGACGCAGAGUUUUGUCGGCUGCUUGCGUAACGUGUACGUUGAUGACGUGUCUGUCCUGUACGAGCUGUCCCAGGCCAACCCCAAGUGUCGGUACAAUGGCGGCAGACAGCCACAGUUCGGGUGUGAGGAGGUCACGGAGAUUCCCAUCUCGUUCCCGAGGUCCUCCUCAAUGCUGCAAUGGAUGACGGGAGAGAGAGAACAGAACUUGAGCGUGGAGUUUAAGCUCCGAACGUUCCACAACACGGCCAUCGUGCUCUUUGUUGAGCUCAUGUCUCGCAAAGAAUCGGGAGUCGGCUUUGAUUUUGGCACUAUUGAGCUGUGGAUAGUGGACAAAAUGGCCGUGGUCCAGUUCAUCCCAUCAUCACGUGACACAAUGAGCCAUGAGAACAUCACACAACCCACCAUCAUCAGUGAUGGACAAGUGCAUGAAAUUAUGGUCACUUUGACCAACAGGUAG